GAUGGAGGGACCCGGGUUGACGCUGGGGCUGCUGGCUAUACUGGUUGUUUGUGGUAGCUGGGGCCUGAACGAGGAGGAGCGGCUAAUUCGGCACCUGUUCGAAGAGAAAGGCUACAACAAGGAGCUCCGGCCGGCACACCAGGGAGAGAGUGUAAAGGUCUCUUUGGCCCUCACACUCUCCAACCUCAUCUCCCUGAAAGAAGUGGAAGAGACCCUCACCACUAACGUGUGGAUUGAGCACGGCUGGACAGACAGCCGGCUGCAGUGGGAUGCUGAAGAAUUUGGGAAUAUCAGUGUCCUGCGCCUGCCCCCUGACAUGCUGUGGCUCCCAGAGAUUGUGCUGGAGAACAACAACGACGGCUCCUUCCAGAUUUCCUACUCCUGCAACGUGCUCAUCUACCCCUCGGGCUAUGUGUACUGGCUGCCGCCCGCCAUCUUCCGCUCUUCCUGCCCCAUCUCCGUCACCUACUUCCCCUUUGACUGGCAGAACUGCUCCCUCAAGUUCAGUUCCCUCAAGUACACAGCCAAGGAGAUCACCCUGAGUCUGAAGCAAGAGGAAGAAGAGGGCCGCUUCUACCCUGUGGAGUGGAUCAUCAUUGACCCCGAGGGCUUCACAGAGAAUGGGGAGUGGGAGAUAGUGCACCGGCCAGCUAGGAUCAACAUGGACCUCAGUGUCCCACUGGACAGUCCCGGCCGCCAGGACGUCUCCUUCUACCUCAUCAUCCGCCGCAAGCCCCUCUUCUACGUCAUCAACAUCCUGGUGCCCUGCGUGCUCAUCUCCUUCAUGAUCAACCUAGUCUUCUACCUGCCGGCAGACAGUGGCGAGAAGACAUCGAUGGCCAUCUCAGUGCUCCUGGCUCAGUCUGUCUUCCUGCUGCUCAUCUCCAAGAGGCUGCCAGCCACAUCCAUCGCCAUCCCCCUCAUUGGCAAAUUCCUGCUCUUCGGCAUGGUGCUGGUGACCAUGGUCGUCGUGAUCUGCGUCAUCGUGCUCAACAUCCACUUCCGCACCCCCAGCACGCACGUGCUGUCUGAGGGGGUCAAGAAGCUCUUCCUGGAGACCCUGCCGGAACUCCUACACAUGUCCCGCCCUGCAGACGAUGGACCUGGCCCGGGGGCUCUGGUCCGGAGGAGCAGCUCCCUGGGCUACAUUUCCAAGGCUGAGGAGUACUUCCUGCUCAAGUCCCGAAGUGACCUCAUGUUUGAGAAGCAGUCCGAGCGCCACGGGCUGGCCCGGCGCCUCACCACCGCACGCCUGCUCCCUGCAGGCUCUGAGCAGGCCCAGCAGGAGCUCUUGAGUGAGCUGAAGCCGGCCGUGGAUGGGGCCAACUUCAUUGUCAGCCACAUGAGGGACCAGAACAAUUACAAUGAGGAGAAGGACUGCUGGAACCGAGUGGCCCGCACAGUGGACCGACUCUGCCUGUUUGUGGUGACGCCCAUCAUGGUGGUGGGCACGGCCUGGAUCUUCCUGCAAGGAGCCUACAACCAGCCUCCACCUCAGCCUUUCCCCGGGGACCCCUUCUCCUACCAUGAGCAGGACAAGCGCUUCAUCUAGAACAGGCCUGCCCUGCCCAGCUGGCCCAGCUCCCAGGCAGCGUCCAGAGGUGGGGGGCACAAGUGGAGGGA
Molecule: messenger RNA, 1623 nt
Organism: Lontra canadensis (Northern American river otter)
Lineage: Eukaryota; Metazoa; Chordata; Mammalia; Carnivora; Mustelidae
Gene: CHRND
Product: cholinergic receptor nicotinic delta subunit
Exons: 12
Coding region: 2-1552 (516 amino acids)
Biological process (GO): nervous system process; regulation of membrane potential; signal transduction
Cellular component (GO): neuron projection; postsynaptic membrane; synapse
Molecular function (GO): transmembrane signaling receptor activity; acetylcholine-gated monoatomic cation-selective channel activity
Source: RefSeq, a predicted model, not a curated record